UUGGACAGGACGACGACGGUGGUCAGCUCGGACCAGGAGGAGCAGACCACGGUAACUAGGAGAGUGCACACCACGAGUGGCUCAGAAAUGGAGGCGGAGGAGACGCGCUCGGCGUUCUUCGCUGGAGGGACGACGGCGAGUUUCAAGCCGUUCCGGAAGAGACCGCUCAGGAGAGAGUCAGAAGGGAGCUCCUCUGGUGGCAGUGCCAAAUCCUCCCUCGUAAAAAGAGGGAGAGGCGAGGACGGCGAUAGUGAUCGUGCCAGGGAUGAGGAAACGGCGGCGAUGACGCCGAGGCGAGUCGAAGCCGCAAUAUCGUCAGUAAAGACGUUGCCGGCCUCAUCCCUAGCGAAAGAAAUGGAGAGGGCCCUGGGGGUUAUUGUGGAAGUGGCCACAAACUCCACGAAUUUGAAAGGAGGCUGGGUCCGGGCGCUGAAGACGUCGGCGGCGUUGUUGGGAGAAGCUAAAGACGUCCUCCUGCAGCGGACCAGCGGAAAAGAAACGGAAAUCCUCCAAGCCCGGCUCGAGGAGGAGAAGCGCAAGAACGCGCUCCUCCAACAAGAGCUGGGGAUGUUGAGGGACGGACAGGCCCGUCUACAGGCGGACCUGGACAACCCCAAGGGCAACGAGGACGGACCGAACGGAGGAAGAAUUUCGCGGGUCCCUGAUGCGGGAAAUCGGGGCCAUGAUGGACGCGAAACUCCAGGGCAUAGAGGGGCGCCUGAUGCCUGA
This is a messenger RNA of Danaus chrysippus (African queen), 729 nucleotides long. The record is from the annotation of a GenBank genome assembly. Lineage: Eukaryota; Metazoa; Arthropoda; Insecta; Lepidoptera; Nymphalidae.